AUGGACUUCAUGAAGAUGAGGCUGGUUUAUGCUUUCAUUCUGAUGAUGGGCACUCUUUGCUUCUACUUCAGCAUGGGGCCUUUUGAGGAACCGCCACUUGUUCUCAAGAAAGGUCACAAGAAGUUCCUCCAGCUUCCAGAUAUAGACUGCAAUCAGAAGCCACCUUUCCUUGUGCUGCUGGUGACUUCAUCCCACAAGCAGCUGGCAGCUCGCAUGGCCAUCCGCAAGACAUGGGGUAGAGAAACAGAGGUGCAGGGGCAGCGUGUGAAGACCCUCUUCCUCCUGGGGGCCUCAGACAGUUUCCUGAAUUUCAAGGAUGACUAUUACAACUUGACCCUGAAGACAUUGAUGGGCAUGGAAUGGGUCCACCACUUUUGUCCUCAGGCAGCUUUUGUGAUGAAGACAGACUCAGACAUGUUUGUGAAUGUUGGCUAUCUGACUGACCUGCUGCUGAAAAAAAACAAAACUUCCAGGUUCUUCACGGGCUACAUAAAGCCUCAUGAAAUUCCUAUCAGAAAAAAGUCCAGCAAGUGGUUUGUGAGUAAAUUUGAAUAUCCUUGGGAUAGGUACCCACCUUUUUGUUCUGGUACUGGUUAUGUCUUUUCUAGCGAUGUGGCCAGCAAAGUUUUCAAUGUCUCUGAGAGUGUUCCAUUCCUCAAGCUGGAGGAUGUGUUUGUUGGGCUCUGCCUGGCCAAGCUGAACAUCCGGCCUGAGGAACUCCACACUGAACCAACCUUUUUCCCAGGUGGCUUACGCUUCUCUGUGUGCCGCUUUAAGAAAAUUGUGACCUGCCACUACGUGUCACCCCAGAACUUACUCACUUACUGGCAGGCACUGGAGAACUCUCAGGAACAGGUUUGCUCUGAUGUCUGA
Microtus ochrogaster (prairie vole) is the source of this 873-nucleotide messenger RNA. RefSeq names its product beta-1,3-galactosyltransferase 5-like. The record is from RefSeq and is a predicted model, not a curated record. Gene Ontology annotation, biological process: protein O-linked glycosylation. Gene Ontology annotation, molecular function: N-acetyl-beta-D-glucosaminide beta-(1,3)-galactosyltransferase activity. The transcript is spliced from 3 exons. Bases 1 to 873 code for a protein of 290 amino acids. NCBI's taxonomy places the organism in Eukaryota, Metazoa, Chordata, Mammalia, Rodentia, Cricetidae. Gene Ontology annotation, cellular component: Golgi membrane; endoplasmic reticulum.